Arabidopsis lyrata subsp. lyrata is the source of this 1479-nucleotide messenger RNA. Its product is annotated as putative FBD-associated F-box protein At5g56440. The transcript is spliced from 2 exons. The record is from RefSeq and is a predicted model, not a curated record. Gene Ontology annotation, molecular function: protein binding. Bases 61 to 1353 code for a protein of 430 amino acids. NCBI's taxonomy places the organism in Eukaryota, Viridiplantae, Streptophyta, Magnoliopsida, Brassicales, Brassicaceae.
CAAAAUCAACAGAGACUAAGAUCGAAGCUUUUGAGAAAUUUUAAAAGGGGUUCGGUUUAAAUGGAUAGGAUAAGUCUGUUGUCGGAUGACUUGCUCUUGAAGAUACUUUCUAUGGUUCAAACGAAAGAUACCGUGACCACAAGUCUUUUGUCAAAACGUUGGUGUUCACUUUGGAAACAUGUCCCCAAGGUAACUUAUAUGGAUUUAAAUUAUCCAAACACUGAGUUCUGGAGACCUUCACGUUUUGUUGACAAGUUUUUGCUACUAAACAAGGCUCCUGUCUUAGAAGGUAUGACACUCACACUUGGUCGAACUUGCCGUCCUACAGAUAUUCAAACAUGGAUAAGUUUUGCAAUUUCUCGUGGUGUGCGCAAUCUUUAUAUUUACCGAUAUAGACCUGGUUCAGGGCUCAUUCGGUUACCUAGGAGUCUAUACACAUGUGAAACCCUUGUGAAAUUAUUCCUAGAAGGAGACUUCAUUAUGGAUUAUGCUCCUUUGACAAAUAGUUUCCGUUCACUCAAGGUUUCUACCCUUUUUCUUGUGAAUUUCUCAAGCAAUGAAAUCGUUGAUAGAUUCUUUUCUGGUUGCCUUGUCCUUGAAGACCUGAUAGUGGUUCGAGGCAACAACGACAACGUGAAGAUUUUCACAAUCUCAGUUCCUUCACUGCAGAGAUUAACGGUCAUAGACGGUUCCUCUCAAGUUCCCGGAGAUGAUGUUGGGUUUGUUAUCAAGGCUCCUUCUUUAAAGUCGUUAACGAUUGCUAACAAGUUUAGUUGCUGCUAUUCAUUAGUGAGUAUGCCCUACCUCGUGAAGGCCUAUAUCAAGCUUCAACAUGGUGAUUCUAAGAAUUUUAAGGGAUUGCUUAACUCAGCUAAACACGUUUCCUUAUGUUUGCAACCACCAAUGGAUUCAUGUCCUAUAGGCAUCUUCAAUCAGCUAGUGUCUCUAAAUCUUUGUACGUGCUCUUUAGAUUGGUGUCGUCUUAUACUCAGACAUGCACCUAAACUCCGAGUUCUCAGAUUCGAGCUAAAAGAAGUUAGGUUGUUUCCAAAACAAAAUCCUCCACUCCAGAGAUGUUGCAUCAGUUCUGUAGAUGUCCAAGCUCAGUUGGAGCAGCUGAGUUCUGUUCCUCAAUGUUUGAUUUCGAGUCUUGAAACUGUUGAGUGGAUUGGUUACAAAGGAACACAAGCAGAGAAAAAAGUGGUGAUGUAUUUACUAGAGAACUCACCACAGCUAAAGACAAUGGCUAUUAGAUCCUUGAAAUCGACCAAAGAUAGUGAGAAACUCAAGAUGCUGCAAGAGCUGUCGUCUACGCAGAGGAGCUCAACCAAAUGUCGGCUUUCGUUCACCUGAAGUUCCCCGGCGAAUCUCAGUUAUAUAUUGAAACAGUCGUUUACAUUCUUGGAGCAUCAUUAGUAGUUAUGUUGUUUUGAUAACUUUACAAGUUUUGACAAACUUUGAAGGGAAGGGCUACUUACA